CCAGCGUUCGGGCUUCUAAAACCUGAGAUCCCAGCUUGUUCCCAAACCCUGGCCUUGCAUCCUCCGUGUGUCUGACCCUCCUAACGUCCUCUCCUCCCUCUGCCCAUGGGCCGUUGCCCCCCAGAUGGACAACGUGGAUGCUGAGAAGGAGGUGCCAGGGGGAGGCUGGAUCGCAGUGGCCUACGUGGGCAAGGAGCAGGCGGCCCAGUUCCCGCAGGAGAGUCCGAGCGGCGGCCCGCGGGCCUAUCCCAAGGCGCUGGUCCAGCAGAUGCGGAGGGCGCUCUUCCUGGGGGCCUCGGCCCUGCUCCUCCUCAUCUUGAACCACAAUGUGGUCCGAGAGGUAAGCCGGAGGAGGCUUUGGGGCACACAGGCUGGGGGUGGGAGCCCUCCUGUCGAGCUCCUCUUGGCUUCCCCUCCCAGGAGGACCCAGGCCACAGCUGAGAUCACGAGUGGAGCGUCCCUGUCGGCCAACAUCGAGUGGAAGCUGACCCUGUGGACCACCUGCGGCCUCUCCAAGGAUGGCUACGGAGGAUGGCAGGACCUGGUGUGCCUGGGAGGUAGCCGGGCCCAGGAGCAGAAGCCGCUGCAGCAGCUGUGGAACGCCAUCCUGCUGGUGGCCAUGCUCCUGUGCACAGGCCUCGUGCUGCAGGCCCAGCGGCAGGCGUCCCGGCACAGCCAGCAGGAGCCCGGAGGCCAGGUGGGAGCCAGCGCGGGGAGUCCGGGGCCCCCCUGCUUGGACUAUUUCUGCAACAAGCAGUGGCUCCGGGUGCUGCCCUGUAAGCAUGAGUUUCACCGGGACUGCGUGGACCCCUGGCUGAUGCUCCAGCAGACCUGCCCACUGUGCAAGUUCAACGUCCUGGGGAACCGCUACUCGGAGGAUUAGCUGCCCCAGCUGGCGCUCUGCACGGGGAGAUGCCCCCCCCCCAACCUGCACUCUGGCCCUCGCCUGGGCAGGACAGGAAACCCUGAGGGUGGGAGGGAAGAUGGGGCCUUCCCUGCUGAGCAAGGCACCCCCCCACAUCCACCGCCCCCAGGCUGAGGGUGCCGGGCCCAGACCUGCUGGGAAGUGAGGGAGAGAGGCCCCUUUGGGGUCUUUGUGUACAGUCCUGGGGUGUCUGCCUUCUUGCAGGCAGCCCCCGGGCCUGGGGAGAGGUGAGGGCGGCGGGAGCUCUGCCUGCCCGUCAGGACACCCCAGGGCCAAGGCUGCAGUGGCCACUUUUGUGCUUAUUUAUUGGGGGGUGGGUCGGGGAGCAGCUGUCUAGCCUCGGGGGCACCCUGGCCAGACCAUCUUUCAGGGCACAUCUUGGUCAAGGCUGGAUGUGAAACCCAGGGGCCUCCUGCCCGCGGGCUUUGGGCACUGGGAGCCAAGGGCUCCCGGCCAUCCAGGGGGGGGCCCUCCUGCCUGGGGAGACCAGAGACCGCAGAAACCGUCCAGUUCCGUGUUGCUCGGUGGGGCGACGGUCACUGCCCAGGACACUUGAAGCCCCGGAUAAAUGUGGUGCAUCUUCCAGGGCGUCCGUUUUUUUACAAGACUUGGGGGAGGGGAGGUGGUUUACUAUUAAAAUAAACAAGGAUAUAUUUUAACGUAAGAAAUAACAUGUGCGUGGAUGUUUUAAGAUU
Messenger RNA from Myotis davidii, 1620 nucleotides. RefSeq names its product ring finger protein 215 (gene RNF215). Gene Ontology annotation, molecular function: ubiquitin protein ligase activity; frizzled binding. Gene Ontology annotation, biological process: negative regulation of canonical Wnt signaling pathway; Wnt receptor catabolic process; ubiquitin-dependent protein catabolic process. The record is from RefSeq and is a predicted model, not a curated record. Lineage: Eukaryota; Metazoa; Chordata; Mammalia; Chiroptera; Vespertilionidae.